UGAAUCAUGAAUGAUGAAUCCCAGCUCCGAUAGUUUAAUAGUUUAGUUAAGUUUAAGUUACUCGCUCAGUGCAGUGUGUUGUGUUGUGUUGUCCUUCGUCUAUGUAUCAAUUAAUUAAUUGUCGGUUGGUUUGUCUGGACUCAUCCCAGUGUGUUUUUCUUUUUUUCCUAGCAGUUAAUUUUCAUGACUAGGCCUACUAUGAAAUAAGUUAAACAGUUGCAGUUUAAUUGGUAAAUCGAUAAUGAAUUGAACUAGGGAUAUUAUAGGUAAUUCAUAACCCAAAGUGACGAUGUUUCAUUUUCGCAGCACAUAUGCCAAAGUCACUUUCGCAGCACUGAGUUUUAUUGUUGUUUUGUUGCUGUACAAAAGCUGGGUUCAGACAGAAGGCCUUUUGGACACCCAGCUUAGGGAAGAGAGAGACAGUGAACGGCAUGAGGUGGGUGGUGAAGGAGAUCAUUCCCGUCACUUUAUAGAUGUGACGGCUCUAGAGGAGGCGCAGCAGCGGAUCAGACAAUUGGAGACCAAACUCAAAUCCCUCGACCGACGGAUACCCAAGGCUUUCCCCACUGUGAGAUUUCUCAGUUACAGAGCCAAGAAACGCAUCCUGGUGACAGGAGGUGCCGGGUUUGUCGGGUCACAUCUGGUUGACCGACUCAUGAUGGGAGGCCACGAGGUCACCGUGGUGGACAACUUCUUCACCGGCCGCAAGACUAACGUCGACCACUGGAUGGGCCAUGAGAACUUUGAGCUGAUCCACCAAGACAUUGUCAACCCUCUGUUCAUAGAGGUGGACGAGAUCUACCACCUGGCCAGCCCUGCCAGUCCACCUCAUUACAUGUUCAAUCCUGUCAAGACAAUCAAGACCAACACAAUCGGCACAAUCAAUGUUCUUGGUCUAGCAAAGAGAGUUAAGGCCAGAGUGUUGAUUGCCAGCACAUCGGAAGUUUAUGGGGAUCCGGAAGUUCAUCCUCAGCCUGAAACUUACUGGGGCCAUGUCAAUCCUAUAGGCCCAAGAGCUUGUUAUGAUGAGGGCAAACGAGUGGCCGAGACACUCAGUUACGCGUACGCCAAACAUGACAAGGUGUCAGUGCGAGUGGCGCGCAUAUUCAACACUUACGGACCUCGCAUGCACAUGGACGACGGCAGGGUCGUGUCUAACUUCAUUCUGCAAGCAUUACGAAAUGAGACUAUAACUGUGUACGGAAGAGGCAAUCAGACUAGAUCGUUCCAGUAUGUGUCGGAUCUUGUGGACGGGUUGAUUGCUCUGAUGAAUUCCAACUUUACUCAACCCAUCAAUAUUGGCAACCCUGUGGAGCACUCUAUAAAAGAGUUUGCCGUUAUUAUCAAGAAGCUGGUGGGAGGAAACAAUCCGAUCUCACUCUCUGCGGCUGUGGAGGACGAUCCCCAGCGGAGGAAACCUGACAUAUCUCGGGCCAAGAAGUACCUCAAUUGGGAACCCAAAGUUUCUCUAGAAGAUGGACUAAAGAGGACGAUAGCAUACUUCAGGGAAGUGCUUGCAGAAAACAAAGGCAGACGACUCACAAUACCAGUGGUAACAGAUGGUUUUAGUCCAGGGUAAUCGGUCUAUGAAUUUUAAAUGUUGGUGAAUCAGUAAAAGGAAUUAAUUUUGAAAGACUUCACUUACACCAAUUAAAUGUUUGCUUGUGAAUAGUGUGUUGCCUUUCCAAGUAGUCUUAGUAUAAAAAAGUAUAUAUAAAGGGGUAGAAAGUAGUAUCUUUGACUAUUGAUACAACUAAAUAUUCCAUCCCCAUGUUAAAGUUGUCGCCAGUUUUUCGCCAAAUUCGUCAUACGGUAGUUGAUGUGAGUCACUGACAGAUUAGGCUGAUCCAAAUUACAAAUUUCUGUCGAAUACACAAUGUCUGUUACCAAGUCAAACUGAUGGAUCGAUUUAUUAUGAGCUAUAGCAACUGUCAUGAUCUAUGUCAGCAACAAAAAUAAGGUAGGUAAUAGAAUUUUAAACACUAGCAAAUUCUGUGACUGACUCACACAACUUCUUUUUUUUAUUGGGGCAGCUGGUUCAUAUAGAUGGGAUGUAUACUUUAAUAUCCAAUAGACAAUGGUAGUAUUAAACAUAGGCAGUCUAUAAGGCCUGCUGGAACUCGUCAAUAUUGGUUGAAUCUUGAUUUUUGUAAUAUUUGGAUUAAAUAAGAAAUCAAAUAAAUGACAAAAGUUUUAAAUUUCUUACAAUACAAAUUGAAUUGUCUGAAAUUUUAGAAACGACUACAGUAAGGCAACAGUAAUCAACCAGUUGAGAGGCAUGCAUGUAUGUUAGCCUACAUGGCCCUUCUUAGUCAUUUUUUACUACAUAUACACUAGUACUGACUUUUCAUCCUAGUUUGCCUCACUAGUUACAACUAAGCCUAACUUUCUGUCUCAACUUAAAAUUAAGCUUAGAAAACAUUUUUCAUGCUAAAUUGAUUAGUUUUACCAGUCAGUUUUGUUUAUGAAGGACCAAAAAGUAAAAUCGUGGUUGAAAUGAGUCUAUUAUUGUUAAAAUUAAGUGAAGUAAACCGUUUCUAAUUGGUUUUUAUUGUUCAUUUAGGGUUUGUGAGUAAAUUUUAGUAAAAUUACAGUUAAAGCUUAUGAAUCACUUGCUCACUAUAAAAUGUACUAUGUGCCAAACUCGUGUGAGAAGAAUAAACUUUUGUGUAAAUAUGUACAGAGCGUCAUAUGUUGAGGUGAGAUCGGUACAUAGCAGGUCCUGUGCUAGAGAGAAGGGAAUUGUUCCUAAAUCGUUUAUGUUGUUUCAUUUUAAUUUUAAACUUGGGAAAAUUUAAAUAUAGUUUUAGAAUUUGUUUGUAUGACUGUUGCUGAAUGGACACAGAAUUAAUUGUAUUUUAGAAACAGUUCCCAACUCACAAGGCUGUGUGUCUGUUUUCUGUGAUAUUUAAUUUUAGCUUUAGCUCUUCUUGUACAGGGUGUUACUAUAGUUGAUUUGUCAUUAAUUAUAGCUCAAGACUCUUGUCUUCGUGUGUAAACAGUUUUAUGGUUUUAUAUAUAAGACAUGUACACAAAUGUAUAAAAGGGUGUUUAAUCUAGUUGUUUGAUGUAAGAUACAUUCUUUUUUUAUUUAGAAAAUUUACUUCUCGGAUGUGAGGAGCUUGAAAAGAGGAAAUUGGAAAGGUAUAGGGCGGAAGUUGAAAAGUAAAAAAUCUAGGUUUUAAAAUGUAUUUAUUUAAUUAAAAUCUUUUAGACAUCCUGCUACAAAAAUCCAUAAAUAAGAUUACUAACUAAAAAUCAUAUUGUAGAGUCAUAGCAAAUUUAAAAUUAUGAAAAUAUCAAUUUGAGGUAGGAAAAUAGUUUUGAUAGGGUGUUGAGUCUUGCCCUGAUUUUCUUGUCAUAAAUCAUUUGUAACUGAGAUAUUGAAUUUUUAAUUUUCAAUGUUGAUUAAAUUAUCAAAUGCCUACCACAUUGAUCACAUUGAUGUCAAUAAACUGUUGUUUUCAAUGGCAAAUAUUGCUUGCAAUUUCUCUGUGUACCCGGUUUUCAUAAUGAGGUAUCCUUAAUAACAUAACUGUUCCGAUAUUUCCAUUCUGUUGUAUACUUACCCUGAGUUGAUUGCUUUGAUAUGCACCUACCACAUAAAAACAGUUUAAAUUUAUUGUGAACCAAUAGGUUAUUGUCCGAUUUAGAGUUACUUAAACAGAUAGUCAUUUUGUGCAAUAAUGUUACUAUAGUUGUAAGUUUAUAAGAAUAUAGUUUAUAGUUAAUAUUUUAGUGUAAAUAUUAUAUUCAUCCUACUCCCAAAAUUAUAUCUACAAUUUUUAAAGUGCCUUGUUUAAGAUGUUUACUUUGUUAAAAUGUCAAUUAAUAAAUGUUAAUAAUAAUGUAUUUAAAUUGUGGAUCUAUAUUUAUGCAUUUAAAGCUUUGUUUAAUUAAAAAAUAUAUAGUAAAGAGUAAACAAAUUAUUGUUUAUGGUUUGAUGUUAGCUUAUCAAUGCAAAAUGUUUUAUGUAUAAUCACUUUUCAAUGUGAAAAUUUUGACAAAUGUUAGCUUUCUGAAGAUUAAGAGUGUGAUGAACUUGUACUUUCUGUUAUAAAUAUUUUAACAGGUACAACUUAAUUUUGUAUUACAA
Messenger RNA from Macrosteles quadrilineatus (aster leafhopper), 4096 nucleotides. It is a transcript of the gene Uxs, whose product is annotated as UDP-glucuronic acid decarboxylase 1. Lineage: Eukaryota; Metazoa; Arthropoda; Insecta; Hemiptera; Cicadellidae. The transcript is spliced from 9 exons. The record is from RefSeq and is a predicted model, not a curated record. Gene Ontology annotation, molecular function: NAD+ binding; UDP-glucuronate decarboxylase activity. Bases 290 to 1579 code for a protein of 429 amino acids. Gene Ontology annotation, biological process: D-xylose metabolic process. Gene Ontology annotation, cellular component: cytoplasm.